AUGGUCGCUCCACCUUCGACGGGUGGUGUCGCACCACAGGCUGCGAGCGCAAAGCAGUCAUCAUCAGCGACGCCGGGGCCAGCAUCGAGGAUGGCAGGCGCCGGGCCCGCCAGCAUCGCUACUCCUCUUUUUCCCUACAGUGCUCGGCGAGCACAACCACUUGACAUGCGCACCGUCGAGCGCAAAGGCCACCCUUCAAGUCGCGAUCCGCCAACGAGAAGAAGACCUCAUGACCUACUUGAGGCGCCCACCUUCAGACCGACCGAGGCCGAAUUUCGAGACCCGAUGGAAUACAUUCGCAGUAUUUCGGACAAGGCCAGCAAGUUUGGUAUCUGCAAGAUUAUCCCGCCAGAGGGUUGGAAUCCAGACUUUGCUAUUGAUACCGAGCGCUUCCAUUUUCGGACUCGACGGCAGGAGAUCAAUCUGGUCGAAGGCGGCAACCGAACCAACCUCAACUAUCUCGACCAACUAGCAAAGUUUCACAAACAAUAUGGCGCUCAUCUGAACCGCUUCCCGUCCGUUGACAAGCGUCCGCUCGAUCUGUACAAACUUAAGAAGGCCGUCGAAGUCCGCGGCGGUUUUGAGCGGGUAUGCAAGGACAAGAAGUGGGCUGAAAUUGGUCGAGACUUAGGAUACAGCGGCAAGAUCAUGUCGUCGCUCUCGACCUCCCUCAAAAACUCCUACCAACGAUGGCUGCAUCCCUACGAGGAGUGGCUGAAAUAUGCCAAACCCGGCGUCCAGGAACAACUCCAGAGCGAGCAAGGGGGGGCUUACUCGCCCUCCGUCAUGCCUCCUCACCCCAUGCUCAACCACAUGCCCCCAUCACAAUCUGCUCCACCGGCCAUGGGAAUGAACUCACCGAAUCCUCAACCGGCCAUGACCCUUCCCCCACAGAUGCAACAAAACCCAGGCCCGCCACAACAGCCGCCGUCCAUGCCUUCGAUACCGGUCACAGCUCCCCAGCCGCGACCUGUGUCGUCUUCUGGCUUCACUGCUGUCAAUAGUGGUUUCACCGCGGUGAAUGGUCCCUCAGGGUUCACUGCUGUCAACACCCUUCCGCCGCCCGUCAUCAAGAAGGAAGUUAACGGUGUACCACCACCAAACCAAAGUCCGGCGCCCUCUCUUCCACCUAUCAAUGGACCAACAAUCACAACAAUACGUAACACAGCAAGUCCAAUGCCGAAUGGGACUUCUAACCCACUGAAACGGACGCUGAGCCAUGAUAGUCUGAAUGGCGAGUCCGGCUCGGAGGGCGUGGAUGGCGACGCCGAUGGGCCUGACGGCAGGAGAAGCAAGAGACCGAAAAAAGAUGUGAUGCCAACCAUUCCGGGUAACCAUGUUCCUGCAAUGCGUCCAACCACGCCUCAAGUUCGUGCGAAGCCUGUACAGCGGAGGCAUGGGGAAAAGUGCGAGAAGUGCGGCAAAUCAGACAACAAAGAGAACAUCCUGGUGUGCGAUAGCUGCGAGCUGGGCUACCAUAGAACUUGUGUCGACCCGCCCGUGAGUUCACUCCCAGAGUACGACUGGCAUUGCCCCAAGUGUCUGGUCGGCACCAACGACUACGGAUUUGAGGAAGGUAGUAUCUACUCUCUGAAGCAGUUCCAAGAGAAGGCCAACAACUUCAAGGAGCAUUACUUUUCCGCCCGGAUGCAGUUCGACCCUGUCACCAACACCCAACGUAAGCCCACCGAGGACGACAUCGAACGUGAAUUCUGGAGGCUGGUCGAGGACAUCACAGAAUCGGUCGAAGUCGAGUACGGUGCAGAUAUUCACUCGACCACGCACGGUAGUGGCUUCCCGACAGUCGAGAAGAACCCGCUCAACCCUUACUCGAAGGACCUCUGGAAUCUGAAUGUCAUGCCAUUCCUGGAAGAGUCGCUGUUCAGACACAUUAAAGGUGAUAUCUCGGGCAUGACGGUUCCUUGGCUGUAUGUUGGCAUGUGCUUUUCAACCUUUUGUUGGCACAAUGAGGACCAUUAUGCCUACUCGGCCAACUAUCAGCAUUUCGGCGCUACCAAGACCUGGUAUGGCAUUCCUGGCAAGGAUGCUUAUCGCUUUGAGGACGCCAUGCGGAAAGCGGUCCCAGAGUUGUUUGAGACGCAGCCUGACUUGCUGUUUCAGCUGGUUACAAUUCUGCCGCCCAACCAGCUGAGGAAGGCUGGAGUUGAGGUUUACGCGCUUGAUCAGCGCGCGGGUCAAUUCGUUAUCACCUUCCCUCAAGCAUACCAUGCCGGCUUCAAUCAUGGCUUCAACUUCAAUGAAGCCGUCAACUUUGCCCCGGCGGACUGGGAGCCGUUUGGCGAGGCAGGGGUGCAGCGACUACAAGAGUUCCGUCGUCAACCAUGCUUCUCGCACGACGAGUUGCUCUUCACGGCUGCAGGGUCAGAUACCACAAUCAAGACCGCCAAGUGGUUAGGUCCAGCUCUGGAACGAACCCGCAAUCGCGAGUUGGCCGAACGUGAGAACUUCGUGGCGAUGCACAAGCGGCACUUCCCACAUGAUGACUGCACGUUUGACACGCUGGCCGAACAACCUUCUGAGGCUUGCGGCUUGAUCAUCAAGAUCGAGAAUAGCGAGCUGGAGGAGGAGGAGUACCAGUGCUGUUACUGCAAAGCAUUCUCAUACCUCUCGCAGUUCCGGUGUCACCGCAGUGGCAAAGUAACGUGCUUGCUCCAUCCCGAAAUCGCCGAUUGCUGCGCAGACGCCCCAGAGGAGCGUUUCAGAGGGUCAAAUCACAGUCUACUGUUGCGGUUCACCAAUCACGAGCUGAGCAGCAUUGUGCAGAAAGUGGUGGAUAAAGCCAAUGUGCCCCAAGCGUGGGAAACCAAGUUUGAUGCACUCUUAGCCGACGAUGCCCGUCCUGCGCUCAAGGUAAUGCACACCCUUCUAAGUGAAGGCGAGAAAAUACCCUAUCCUCUGAAGGGCCUGGAUGACCUGGCCGACUUCGUCAAGAAGUGCGAUCAGUGGGUUGAUGAAGCGAACCUGUACCUCACGCGAAAGCAGCAGAACCGGCGCAAGAAUGAGAAGGCCUGGCGCCGUUCUUCGCUCCGAACCGGCAAAGCAGAUGAGAAAGAGACCGAGCCACAACUGACUUUGGAACGUAUGAAGGAGCUGAUCGAGGAUGGAGACCAACUCGGCUUUAGUGCGCCGCAGCUUGACAAUCUGAAAGAGAAAGUGACCAUGAUCGACGACUGGCGAGCCAACGUAAAGCGCAUUCUGAGCGGCUUGAAUAACCCCACGGCUGAGGAGUUGGAGACCAUACUCGACGAAGGUCGCGGCUUUAUGGCGGCCAUGCCUGAGCUGACCAGCCUGGAACAAGUCCACGCACGAACGCACUGGCUCGAAGAGGUCCGUCAACUCCAGAAGGAGGUGCAGUCCAAGACUCUCGACGAAUGCAAAGAACUUCUGAAGCGUGCCGGUGAGCUCGAAACGGCGCCACAGAUGCCUGAAGUCCUCUUCCUCACUGAAGUGGUUAGGCAAGGCGAAUUCUGGGAGAUCAAGGCCAGGGAAGUUAUGGGCGCCGAGGACGUUCACUACCCUCAGCUGGAAUCGCUGCAUGCCCAAACGCAGAACCAAGCCUUUCCUGUCAACAAGGAUACACUGGAGCAGAUGGAUGCUAUUCUUGCCAAGAACCGUGAAGCCAAGCGCCAGAUCAUCACCUUGGUUGAACGAAGUCACGAUCCAGAUUUCCGCAAGCGUCCCAUGUACGCUCAUGUUCGAGACGUGGUCAAGAGCUUGGAGGAUCUCAACGGUAAACCUCAUGGUGCGGCCGACCUAGAGAAGGAACUAAGACGCCACGAAGACUGGAUGAGGAAGGGCAAGAAGCUGUUUGGCAAGGCUAACGCACCACUUCACAUUCUCGAACAGCACAUGAAGUUCGUGGAGGAGAAGAACGGCUUCUGCUUCGAUCUCAACGACACGUUCCGGCCCCCGGUCGAGCCUGCAUCGCGAGAGGCUACACCGACUGACGGACAGGAGAAGGGCACUCUGGGGGACGAGGAAAAACCUGUCUUCUGCAUUUGUCGACAGCCAGAGGCCGGACUCAUGAUUGAAUGCGAGAUUUGCCACGACUGGUACCAUGCGAAAUGCUUGAAGCUCGCCCGAGGCAAAGUGAAGGAGUGCGAGAUGUUCACCUGCCCCAUUUGUGACUGGCGGGUCAAGAUACCCCGUGAUGCGGCCCGGCCGAAGCUGGAAGACCUCCAAUCCUGGCAAGAUGAAAUCCAAGAUCUGCCAUUCCAACCCGAGGAAGAAGAGCUGUUGAAACGAAUUAUUGACAAAGCGCAGGCCUUCCGUGAGUUCCUGAUGCAGUACACGAGCGGCAACCAACUGUGCAGGACCAUUGAGGAGAUGCCGGAAAUGCUCUUCUACCUGCGAAAGAUCGAGGGAGCUGAAGUCCUGCUCGCCUAUGAGACCAACGUUUUCCGGCAGGAGCUGCACAAGUGGCAACCCAUCGCUCCCGAUCCACCACCAAUUCUGGAUCAGAGCUUGUCGACAAGAAAGCCGCGCCCCACAAAGCAGCAAAAACUGAUGAAGGAGCUGGGCGUGGAAAAGCCUGAAGACCUGCCUCCUCACCUACGGACCAAAACGUAUGUGCGCAGGAAAACACAAGAAUCGUUUGUCACCGGACCUCUCCUGCCGAAGCCAUCGACACAGUCACCAUCGGCGCCUGGCUCCGCUGCCAGUCCCGUGCAGAAUGGCAACACAGAAGGUCCGUCUGCAAUGCAGAGACAAGAAUCAAACGACAAUGCAGGACCCAGUCGGGCCUAUGAGGCUGGCUUUAUGUCUGAGACACCCUACGCCGACCACCGACCAUCUCCAUUCUCACCCAACUCGCCCUCGUUGUUCAGUCCAACCAGAGACCAACCGCAAGACGGGCUGAGGGAUCCGAUGAUGCCAAGUUUUGGUGGAGAGAGUGCGGGAGGACGAAACCAUGACCCGUCAUUCCCUCAAUUCCGCCCGAAUGCUGGACUAGGUCUUGACGCCGAGGACGAUCUCCGAAACGGACUCGCUAACGCAUCCGAAAGUGGACCUGCCUCUACCAGGGAUGCGUCUCCGCCGGUUUUCGAGUCCGACAACAUGUUCCUCGACAUGACCAAUCCGGACGGGGACACGACCAACGAUGCUGUACCCAGUCUCGAACAGGAAGCCAGUCACGCAAGUGAGGCGUUGGACAUGAUUCGAAGUGCGAGCCAUGAUUCGGCCAACGACAAUGCGGAGCUGGAGGAUGGAGAUAACGUGUCCAAACACUUUGACGACUUUAUCAACGGGGACGAGCAGACUUAG
This is a messenger RNA of Cladophialophora carrionii CBS 160.54, 5283 nucleotides long. RefSeq lists its product as uncharacterized. NCBI's taxonomy places the organism in Eukaryota, Fungi, Ascomycota, Eurotiomycetes, Chaetothyriales, Herpotrichiellaceae. Gene Ontology annotation, molecular function: histone demethylase activity; DNA binding. Gene Ontology annotation, biological process: chromatin remodeling. Bases 1 to 5283 code for a protein of 1760 amino acids. The record is from RefSeq and is a predicted model, not a curated record. Gene Ontology annotation, cellular component: nucleus. The transcript is spliced from 4 exons.